Molecule: messenger RNA, 816 nt
Organism: Dioszegia hungarica
Lineage: Eukaryota; Fungi; Basidiomycota; Tremellomycetes; Tremellales; Bulleribasidiaceae
Product: velvet factor
Exons: 6
Source: RefSeq, a predicted model, not a curated record
CAAAGGUUCCUCUUCAAAUGUGUGCAAGAGCCUGUAUCGGGUCGGCGCAAGACAGACAAGGAUAGGCGUUCGUUGGCCCCGGUCCCCAUAGUGCGGAUGUGGGUCAAGGAGUGUUAUCAAGACGUCAUGGGCGGAUGGUCGGAAAGUGAUCUCGACUUGAGUGAUAUCGACCCGUCUUGUCUGAUCUGCGAAGCUGAGAUCUCACCCCCUGUGGACCUACCCGCCGGCGUUCUUCCCCAAUCUCUCAAGACGCAAGGCCCCUCAAACCACCGGUCCUCCUGGAUCUCGGAUCAACAUUGGGACACCCGUUCGGUGGCUGGUCCGAGCGGGACCAUGCAGGGCUACCCGGAGCAGGUUCAGCAUUUGAUAGCGGACGCUCCUGGUGAUACGGGGCGCACGCGGAAGUUACCUCACGCCCAACCAGACGAGGAAUUGGAGGGGUCGGGAAGGUCAGGCAAGAAGGCUCGUCUCGAGGUUGGCAGGAAUCUGUUCGGGGCGCUACAUGUGUCGGGCGUCAAGGUCGUCGCACCUUCUGGGGAGCUAGGAUUGUGGUUUCUCUUUACCGAUCUAUGCGUCGGCACCGAGGGAAACUAUCGGCUGCGCUUUCGUGUCUUUGACUUGUCUGUCAUCAAACCCCAGAUGCCGCCCGUCCCGCAUUUCGCCAAUUGCGAGAGCGAGAUAUUCAAGGUGUGGGCACCAAAGGCCUUCCCAGGCAUACCGAAGCCGACCGAGUUGACGGAGCAUUUCAUCAAGCAGGGCUUCAAGCUGAAUGCACGUAAGAACGAACGCACGGCUAGGACACCACCGCCGGAAUAA